Messenger RNA from Notolabrus celidotus (New Zealand spotty), 10169 nucleotides. It is a transcript of the gene ptprsa, whose product is annotated as protein tyrosine phosphatase receptor type Sa. The record is from RefSeq and is a predicted model, not a curated record. Gene Ontology annotation, molecular function: protein binding; protein tyrosine phosphatase activity. NCBI's taxonomy places the organism in Eukaryota, Metazoa, Chordata, Actinopteri, Labriformes, Labridae. Gene Ontology annotation, biological process: protein dephosphorylation.
CCCUGCAGUGGAGAGGAGGGAGUAAAAGGGAGUAAAAGGGAGGGGGGGUAUAUCUGACUCCUGUCUCCCCACCCCCCAAAGCCCGUACGAGGUGGAUUUGGGGAAGAAAGGAACCCAAACCUGGGACGUGGAGAUAACGAGAGUCUCCCAUAAAGAGGUCUACACUCGGAGCUGCGCGCACGGCGGAGUCGCGCGCGGAUUAUUAUUGGCUGUUUUAUUUUUCCUUCUUUCACUGAGGAGAUCCGGACCCGGAGAUCCAGACCCGGAGCGUCUCAUGUAGGGGAGAGGAACACAAACACCCGGGGAAUAAAAGGAGGGUUUUAUCCUCUAUAGUGACUUCUUCUUCUCCUCCGUGGAACAGAGUGGGAUAUAUAACGGGCUUUCUAUCUCUGGGGUUCUAAGGAAAUGAAUCCACACACUCACAAAGAGUACGGAUUUUAAAAAAGCUGUCCCCCUUAAAACCAAGCAGGGGGUAGGAUCAGGACUACUUUUCACCCGACGUUCAAAGUGCCAAGCCGUGCUGCGUGAAGACCCCAACCAUCCCUACGCAGUCGGGGCCUCGGCUCUCCAGCCAGGUCAAGGAUCGGUCCCGCCCCGCCCCUCCCUGCCCCCCACCCCUUCCCUACUGGAGCCAAGAUGGCCACCAGCGGUGCCCCUCGCCUCUCCUUGCAACUCCUGCUGCCUGUCACCACUCUGCUGCUAUCACUGCUGCUCUCAGACUCCCAGGCCUUAUCACCACCACGGUUCACUAAAGUUCCAGUGGACCAGAUUGGCGUCUCAGGGGGCGUGGUCUCCUUCGUGUGCCAGGCGACGGGCGACCCCAAGCCGAGGGUUAGCUGGAACAAGAAGGGGAAGAAGGUCAACUCCCAGCGCAUAGAGACCAUCGAGUUUGACGAAGGCGCCGGCGCUGUACUCCGCAUCCAGCCUCUGCGAGCGCCUCGCGAUGAGAACAUCUACGAGUGUGUUGCAGAGAACAGCGAGGGGGAGAUCACUGUCAACGCCAAGCUGUCCAUCAUCCGAGAGGACCUUCUUCCACCGGGCUUCCCGAACAUCGACAUGGGCCCUCAGCUCAAAGUGGUGGAGCGCACUCGGACAGCCACCAUGCUCUGUGCAGCCAGCGGCAACCCUGACCCAGAAAUCACCUGGUACAAGGACUUCCUGCCCAUCGACCCCAGCGCGAGUAACGGGCGAAUCAAGCAGCUACGCUCAGGUGCCUUGCAGAUCGAGAACAGCGAGGACCGACCAGGGGAAGUACGAGUGCGUGCGUCUAACGUGGAAGGCGUGCGCUACUCGUCCCCUGCUAACCUUUAUGUGCGAGUCCGACGGGUGCCUCCUCGCUUCUCCAUACCGCCGACGAGUCAGGAAAUAAUGCCCGGUGGCAGUGUGAACAUAACUUGCGUGGCGGUGGGGUCACCCAUGCCGUAUGUCAAGUGGAUGCUGAACUCAGAGGACUUGACGCCGGAGGAAUGAGAUGCGGUGGGCAGGAACGUCCUCGAACUGAGCAGUGUCCGUGAGUCAGCCAACUACACCUGCGUGGCCAUGAGCAGCCUCGGCAUCAUUGAGGCUGUGGCGCAAAUCACCGUCAAAUGUAAGAGAUGACUCUCUCCCAAGCCUCCAGGUACCCCUGUGGUCACUGAGACCACUGCAACCAGUGUGCCAUCCACCUGGGACUCAGGCAACCCAGACCCCGUCACCCACUACAUCAUCCAGUACAGAGCCAAGUCUCCAGACAGCAAGUACGAGACGGUGGAGGACAUCACGACAACGAGGUACAGCAUAGGCGGACCUCUACCCAACACGGAGUACGAGAUCAGUGUAUCAGCUGUCAACACGAUAGGCCAGGGUCCUCCGAGUGAACCGGUGGAGACUCGGACCGGUGAGCAAGCUCCUGCGAGUCCACCAAGAAACAUCCAGGCUCAGAUCAUCUCCCAGAACACGAUGAUGGUACGCUGGGAGGAGCCGGAGGAGCCCAGACAGAUCAAGGGCUACCGUGUUUACUACACCAUGGACGACUCCCAGCCGAUGAGCCUGUGGCAGAUUCACAACGUCCAGGACCGCAUCAUCACGACGAUCCAGAGCUUGGUUCCUCAGGAGACGUACACAAUCAUCCUGGCAUUCACUUCUGUAGGAGGGCCCUUCUCGGAGCCGAUCCACGUCAAAGUGCUGCAAGGAGUUCCAGGUCAGCCGUCCAAAUUCCAGGUGGGUGCCGUGUCCGACACCAGCAUCGAGCUGACCUGGGAGGCCUACGAGAAAGAAGGGAUUAUAAAUUAUGAGCUCCGUUCCAUGGAAGGCAGUUUUGGCACUCAGAUGAAGAAAACCUUCGGACCCACGUCCUCGUAUGUUGUGGAAGGUCUCCGCCCUCACACGGAGUACCACUUCUCUUUGGCCGCCAUCUCUACCAAAGGCAUCGGAGCCUUCACCAACGAUAUCUCACAGAGGACCCUGCAAGCCAAGCCCCUCAGCCCCCCUCAAGAAAUUAAGUGCAGCAGCACCAGCUCCACCACCUGCUGGUAAGUUGGCGCCCCGCCUUUGGAGAGUCAGAACGGUGACCGGGGGUAUAGGGUGCGCUACCAGGUGGUGGGCCCGUCUGACGGCGGCGGCGGCGGCGACGACGGGGAGCCCAUGGAGGAGCCCACAGUCCCGCCAAUAGAGCAGGUGCUGCUGCAGCGUUUGGAGAAAUGGACCCAGUACAGCAUCACUGUGUCUGCCUUCACUGUGAUUGGGCCAGGCCCUGAGAGCGAGCCCCUGAUCUGCCAUGAUGAAGAUGUUCCUGGGGCUCCUCCGAGGCGAGUGGAGGUGGAGGUCCUGAACUCCACAGCAGUAAAGGUGAUGUGGCGCUCCCUCACCCCGGGGAAGCAGCACGGUCAGAUCCGUGGCUACCAGGUUCACUAUGUCCGUGUGGAAAAUGGAGAGUCACGGGGGCUCCCCCUCAUCAAGGACGUGAUGCUGGGAUGCCAGGAAAUGGUCAUUGGAGGACUUAAGCCAGACACCACUUACUCCAUCACGGUGGCAGCGUACACCACCAAGGGGGAUGGAGCCCGGAGCAAACCUAAACUGGUGGUGACCAAAGGGGCAGUGCCUGGUCAGCCCUAUCUGUCAGUGGCUCAGGACUCAGACACAUCCGCUGUGGUUCGCUGGGAUCCUCCUGACCUCACUAACGGCAUGGACCUGAUGGGCUUCCGGCUCCAGUUCGGCCGGAGAGACGUGGCUCCUCUGGCCACGCUGGAGUUCGCUCCACAAGAACGCCAGUACUCUGUGGUCAACAUUCACCGAGGGGCCACCUACCUCUUUAAGAUCUCAGCCAAGAGCAGGGGGGGCUUUGGGGAGGAGGCUUUUGUAGAACUCAAUUUGCCCGAGAAUACGCCGGGGGGCUACCCUCAUAUUGAUGAGAGCUCAAACGUGACGUGCUGCUCAGUGCAGCUGUCGUGGUCUCCACCGGUGCUGGCGGAGAGGAACGGGGUUAUCACGGCGUACACUUUGGCCUAUAAGGAAGCCGGCUCUGGAGGAGUACCAAGUGAGCUCCGGUUACCCCCCAGCCAGUCCAGCUAUGUGCUCAACAGCCUCAGACCAAACUCGGCGUAUGAUGUGAAAAUACGUGCACACACCAGCGUAGGUCCAGGGCCCUACAGCCCGCCUAUCCAGUAUCGGACCGUGGCCUUUGAUCCAACAGAUGUUCCAAAGAACUUCACCGUCAAGUGGGCCACAAAGACCACGGUGGUUCUUGCAUGGAAGUUUUCUGAAAGCAGGUCUCCUUACAAAUGCACGAUUGAAUACAACCGUCAGAAGAUGGACGUGGACGCCAGGCAGAUGAGGGUGCUCGUCACGGGGCUGAGGCACAACAGCACCUACGAGUUCAGGGUGACGUGCCAAGAGAGCAUGGACGGAGGGACGAGACACCGCGUGGUCGCCAAGACUGCUCCCCUGAUCCUGGUCAAGAAACCCAAACUGGACAUCUUCGCUGAGUCCGACAACAUGCCCACCAUGUCCUUCCCACCGGUCGAUAACAAGGAAGUGAAGAACUUCUAUGUGGUCGUGGUUCCGCUGAGGAGGACCUCAGUGACCGUAAAGAACCUUAAGAAUCCAGAUGAGAUGGACAUGGAGGAGCUGUUGCGUGAGGUGACCCUGAAGCGCCGCUCACGCCGUCAGCUGGCUCAGCUGGACCAGAGGAAGCCCUACAUCACAGCCUGUUUCAGGCAGCUGCCCUCCAGCUUCACCGUGGGAUCCGACCACCGCCACAGCAGCUGUGAGAACAAGCCCCUUGAACCCGGACAGGAGUACGUCUUCUUCCUGCUGGCUGAACUCAAUACCACGACCGGGAAAAUGUACGCUACAAGCCCGUACACCGACACAGUGAUGACCCCCGAGCCGGUGGUGGACGUUAGAAUAGAGACCGGGGACGGACUCAUCUGGGUGGUGGGCCCCGUCCUGGCUGUGGUCUUCAUCAUCUGCAUCGUCAUCGCUAUCCUCCUGUAUAAAAACCGCAAAAGUAAAGAGUCAGAGCCGCGCACCAAGUGUCUGCUGAACAACGCAGACAUCACGCCUCACCAUCCGACAGACCCCGUGGAGAUGAGACGCAUCAACUUCCAGACUCCAGAUUCUGGUCUGAGCAGUCCUCAGAGUGAAGCAGAUUUUGACUAUGAAAGUAUGAUGAAUCAUCCCCCCAUCCCCAUCUCAGAGCUGGCUGAACACACCGAGCUCCUCAAGGCCAACGACAACCUGAAGCUCUCCCAGGAAUACGAGUCCAUCGAUCCCGGCCAGCAGUUCACCUGGGAGCACUCCAACCUGGAGGUGAACAAGCCCAAGAAUCGCUACGCUAACGUCAUCGCCUACGACCACUCCCGCGUCAUCCUGGCUCCCAUCGAGGGUAUCACAGGCAGCGACUACAUCAACGCCAACUACAUCGACGGCUACAGGAAGCAGAACGCCUACAUCGCCACCCAGGGUCCGCUACCGGAGACGUUCGGGGACUUCUGGAGGAUGGUGUGGGAGCAGAGAGCUGCGACUGUGGUCAUGAUGACCCGGCUGGAGGAGAAAUCACGAAUUAAAUGUGACCAGUACUGGCCGAGUCGUGGGACAGAAACCUACGGGAUGACUCAAGUGACGCUGCUGGACACCAUAGAGCUGGCCACUUUCUGCGUGCGCACCUUCUCCUUGCACAAGAACGGCUCCAGCGAGAAACGGGAGGUUCGUCAGUUCCAGUUCACGGCGUGGCCAGACCACGGCGUGCCAGAGUACCCGACCCCCUUCCUGGCUUUCCUGCGUAGGGUGAAGACCUGCAACCCGCCGGACGCCGGACCCAUCAUCGCCCACUGCAGUGCCGGUGUGGGUCGGACAGGUUGCUUCAUCGUCAUCGACGCCAUGCUGGAGCGGAUCAAGCACGAGAAGACGGUGGAUAUUUACGGCCACGUGACGCUGAUGCGCUCACAGAGAAACUACAUGGUGCAGACGGAGGACCAGUACAGCUUCAUCCACGAUGCGCUGCUGGAGGCAGUCGCCUGCGGCAACACCGAGGUGGCCGCCCGGAGCCUCUACUCCUACAUCCAGAAGCUGGCAGGGGUGGAGAGCGGCGAGCACGUCACCGGCAUGGAGCUGGAGUUCAAGCGUUUGGCCAACUCCAAAGCCCACACGUCGCGGUUCAUCAGCGCCAACCUCCCCUGCAACAAGUUCAAGAAUCGGCUGGUGAACAUCAUGCCGUACGAGACCACGCGCGUCUGCCUUCAGCCAAUCAGAGGCCUAGAAGGAUCUGAUUACAUCAAUUCUAGCUUCAUUGAUGGAUACAGGCAACAGAGGGCCUACAUUGCGACGCAGGGCCCCCUGGCAGAGACUACAGAAGACUUCUGGAGGAUGCUCUGGGAGAACAACUCCACGAUCGUAGUCAUGUUGACCAAACUGAGAGAGAUGGGACGGGAAAAGUGUCACCAGUACUGGCCUGCAGAGCGCUCAGCGAGGUACCAGUACUUCGUGGUGGACCCGAUGGCAGAGUACAACAUGCCUCAGUACAUCCUCCGGGAGUUCAAAGUCACAGACGCCAGGGAUGGCCAGUCCAGGACAGUCAGGCAGUUCCAGUUCACUGAUUGGCCGGAGCAAGGCGUGCCCAAAUCCGGGGAGGGAUUCAUUGACUUCAUCGGCCAGGUGCAUAAAACCAAGGAGCAGUUCGGACAGGACGGACCCAUCUCUGUCCACUGCAGUGCUGGAGUGGGCAGGACCGGAGUCUUCAUCACCCUCAGCAUCGUCCUGGAGCGGAUGCGCUACGAAGGCGUGGUUGAUAUCUUCCAGACGGUGAAGAUGCUGCGGACACAGAGGCCAGCCAUGGUCCAGACUGAGGAUGAAUACCAAUUCUGCUAUCACGCAGCUCUGGAGUAUUUAGGAAGCUUUGAUCACUAUGCAACGUAAAAAGCCAUCUCUUCCCCCCCAAGAAUCCUGUCGCCCCCUCUCAACAGUCUCCUGAGCCAUAGAAACUUUGAAAUUUGAAACCGAUGACAGCAGACGACGAUAACCCCUCAUCGCUAAUUCAGACGAUCCAAACGGGACCCUCAUGUAGAUUUUUAGACGCCCCAAGUUUUAGUACAAUUCCAAUUGGACGGAGACGGAGAGACCCUUCAGGAGGAAAAAUUGCCCCUCAUCAGGAAAAAAGAAGCUCCUCCUCCUCUGGAGGGGGGAAUCCAGACAUUGUGGCUCAAGCUGUGGGGUGGGACUGGAUCAAAGUGUCAGACUGCUUACCUUACCUCAAGUGUUUCAAUGUGGAGGACAUUGUAAACAUUCGUGGACAUUUUUCUUCUCAAAAAUAUCUUCGGUGACGCGCAACAGGAAGUGAAGGAAGCGAAGGCAACAGCAAAAAUCAACGGGAGGCAGAUGGAUGUAGCCAAGACGGGAGGACUUUCUUGCUCUUUUGAUAUGCCUUGGUGUGGACGGGGGUUCGAGUGUUUCUAGAAAGACGUUUCUGUGAGUGGAAUCCAGAGAAAUGACCAAAUUGUGGUUGCCUGUGUGAACAGACACAAAAAACAUCAUAACACCGGCACGAGAACAAUCCCAUGUGACAUCAGAGAAACCUGGAGGGGUUUUUUUUACACUGAUGACGAUGAUAUGCAUAGUUUGUGUGAGAGUUAUAAAGGAAGACAUCACAUUAAUGCCUGAUCUGCAGGAACGUCAGCGGCUCUUCGUGGCUUCAUGAAUCGUGUGUUUGUGUGAGUCAGUGUCUGACGCCGGGGUUACCACAGCGGGUUGAAAGAAAACAUCUCCAGCAGCUGCAGCUUGGUCUUCUGAUUUUUUUUUACAAUCACUCCUCUCUCUGGAAGCGUUGCAUCAUGGGGCUUUUUUUGCAGUUGACAUCCACCGUUCUGAACGAGAGCUAAAUCCGCUGUUUGAGAAGCUUCGGAACAAACAAAGAUGGCCGCACCGCCGGGGCUUUUCUUUGUGUACAGUGACCAACGCUCAUCAUCAUUGUUUGAACUUUUCUGUCUUCUGAGGAAUAACCUUUGUAUUUUUUUGGUGUCUGUUUUUAUUUUUCUGUGGAAACCAAACAUGCUGCUUAUCUCGUGUAUGCUGUACGUGCGUGACUCUGGAGGGAGAGGAAACUGACCAACAGGAGAUGCCAGCUCUGCUAACCUUCCACCACUGAAGGUGCAUCCACGUGACAUCAUCCACGCGUCUUUUCCUGCUCUCCUCUCUUCUUUUUUUUGUCUCCAGCCUCUUCUAUAAUCAUCGAUAAGACGCUCCAGAGCGGGCAGAGGCCUGUCGCAGUGACAGUGGUUGAAAAUUUGGCCUUUCCUUCCACUGUUUGUGUUUGGUACCAGGCGGGAGAAACAAGAGUUUUCGUGUCCUCCUGUUUUAUAGGUGAUGUGUCUGUGCGCGCCAGGCGGCCAUCUUGGAUGUGGAUGCCGUGAUGCAAAGAUGAAUCUUUACUUGCACAUCUUUAGGAAGGCGAUGCAACUUGAAGGGAACACUCUGCAGAUUGGAUUAGAGGCGCCGAGUAUAUAAAAAGGAGCUUUUUGGAAUCACCGUGUGAAUCACCAGGCGUGCACAAAAAAAACAAAACCAGAGCGAUGGACAGAACUGUGUGUAAUCUUUCUUAUUUCCAAAAAAGCCUUAUUGUUCUUGUAACAUUAUGAAAACAUUAAUGUUGUAUUAUGACGACUUAUUUUACAUGACAUAGUUUGACUUUUUAUUUUCCUUUGGGUUUUAGUUUUUUAACAGAGACGUUGUGUCACCUUUUUUUAAAAAGCUAGCCGCAAAAGAGAAAUGCUUAUUAUGUUCAUAUUACGUUCAAAGACAUUCUAUUUUUUCACUGUAGAAAAGUUAAGUAUAACACGUGUGUGUGAACGUGUGCAGAUAUAUAUAUACGUAUAUAUGUGUAUACUGCACACUCACACAUGCGUUAUAUAUUUAAAUGCAGAAUAUAAAGAUAUAUCCAAACACUUAGUAUUAUUUCAAUUCCUCUCCUCAUCAUUAUUCUUUUUAUACCAGCCAGUGCUCAUCUUUCAAAUGUGACUUUCUUUCUUUCUUUUUGUGUUUUGUACUCGGAGGAACCGAGAACUGAAGCCUCUGCCUUCGGGUAGAUUUAUCGUGCCGAUGAGGAGACGCCAUUUUUAAACUUGUUGAGAUUCUUUAUUAUGGUUUUUGUAGUUUUUAGUGUCAUUUUAUUUCUUUAUUUUGAGCUACUGUUGAACGAUGAACUGGUCGACAAAAGAACUAACCAAUCAGAAAUGUCAUAACUGAUCUCUUUUUGUUACUGUCAGCCCAACUUGACGUACUGUACCCCAUAUGAUCGUGUACAGACUCCAGUUUCUAAUCUUUGCGUUCCUUUUUUUAAUCUUUUGAUUAUUUUCAGACAUUAUGAGCUCAUCCAUUUUGUUAGAUAUCCACUAUGAACUAGAAUAUACCUGUAAAUAAACAAAUAUAUAGAUUAUAUGUAUUUGUAUCAUUUGACCCCCAUACUUUAAACAGAAAUUACAAAGAUGGAGGUUCUGCUCAUAUCCGACUUCCUGGUGUGUGAAGCCUGUUUUCUCUCCCUCUGACAUGUUCUUUCUCCUGCUCCCUGCUCUUUAAUUACCUCUCACUUUUUUUUUUUCCUGCCUUUAAUUUCCCCUGCUAGCAGUUAAACUGGGAAACAAGCCAGUUCCUGUUGUCACACCUAUAGCCUCAAUGAGGGCGCGAAGGCUGCAACAGUGAUGCACAGCUACGAUUUAGCUGAGGAUGGAGAGAGAGUCCGUUUUUACCAGCCGACCCUUUGGAUUGGUAAUUAACGGAUAAUUCAAGGUCUGGUUACAUUCUCAUUUUCAGAGCAUGAGGCUCUCCUCUCUGUAACCAUAAACCUUGAGUAACAGAAACAAUUGGACGCCAAAGUGUCUACAAAAAGGGACCCAAACUCUCCCACAAACCCCUUAAGGGACCCAGCUGCCCAAAUCCCCAAGCUACCAAACCGUGUCCAUAAAAGUGUCGUCACCUGACGGAGUAAAGCAGCCAUGCGUAGAACAUUGAACACAUGUUGAUUUAUUUCCCCCGUGUGUUUUCUGGAGCAUCGUCUGGAACCGCUCUUUGUGUUUUUCUGUUCAGCCAUGUUUCGUUGUGGGACGCAGAAAGACAUCAGGACUCACUGAGACAGAGCAGCGCGAUGCAAACCAAGGGAAGACCGAGACAACCAAAAACUUGCUGCAAACUCACAUUUCCAGCACGUCACUUCUGAACAGUGGGAACCUUGAGAUGUUUCAUAACGGACUAAAAGACUGGACUGAAGUCUUUGGGAACUCAGAUUCUAAAAAAAAAAAAAGAGACUGUCUAAAUGGCCCCCAAUGCCAAAACUGAAACCGUGGAAGUCUUUGGAAGCUUGUGCAACGUGUUACUCUUUUGACUUCAUGUAAAGAUCGUAGACUUUUGAAAAAACAGCCACCAAAUUUACUGGAUUAUGUCACAGAAUAUUUGAGGGUUGGGCGGGAGACUAACAAAAAAACAACACUAACAAAAAAUGACAUCAAGAAGAAUAGAGCAUAUACAGUACCUACCGACAAACAUGAAAAGAACCCAAACUCAGCAGAAUAGUUUUUCCUUUAUAUGAAGGCCAAGAGCUAUCACUUUCAAACUGUUACUUCUAACUGAAACAAUAAUUGGUUUAAAGCCACUGUGUAUGUAGAUAUGUUGACUUUGUAUUAAAGAAAUGUUGUCUGAAAAACCAA